AGAUGUCCAGAACACGUCUUAAAUGACAAGAAUGAUCAGGCCGUAGGCAUGUUUGGCUUUCAGAGCGCUUCAUCGCCAAAGCGGCCUUCAGAGGACUCGGCUUGAAGCCGGUCGGACAACUUUGACACUAAAAAAUCCUACAUAGCAGGUGGAUAUGUCCACUGGCUCGUCAGCGAGCGAUGCCGAGGACUACGAUGCAUCGUGUCUCAGAAGAACGGAAGAUGACAGAGGACACAAACAGUCCAAGAAGGACCCUCGCCAGUCUCACAGAGACGCGGCCAACGCCAGGGAGAGGGCAAGGAUGAGAGUGCUGAGCAAAGCUUUCUCCAGACUUAAAACCACCCUGCCGUGGGUACCGGUGGACACCAAGCUGUCCAAACUGGACACCUUGCGUCUCGCCUCCAACUACAUCUCACACCUACGACAACUCCUGCAGGAGGAGAACAGUUGUGUGCAGCCGUCCAGUCUGACGUGGCCGUUUCUGACGUCAGCACACUCAGAAGACCAAGACAUGUCCACCACUGGAAGAUUUUGUGGAAGACUUUUGUUUGAUUAAUGUCAAAAGUGAGCAUGAUUUUGCUCGAGCUGUGGAUGGUGCAGAUUUACCUAACAUUGUGGGCAACAGUAAGAGAGUGGAAAACAAAAGGAGUAGUUUUCAUCAGGUUGUUGUCAAGUUGCAGCUGUUCAUGUUUCCCAGACUUCCUAGGAUGCCUGCAGUGACUCUCAGGGGACAUCUAAUGAGCUGCCUUCUCACACUCACAAGGAGGACGAUGUGUGUGUUUAAGUGGUGCCAUCAAUCAGGCCGACAAAGUGACGAUAUGUAUAUAGUGGCCUUAGUUUUUUUGUAUGCACAAAUAAAUAUGCUGGCAAAACUUA
Molecule: messenger RNA, 876 nt
Organism: Nerophis ophidion (straightnose pipefish)
Lineage: Eukaryota; Metazoa; Chordata; Actinopteri; Syngnathiformes; Syngnathidae
Gene: msc
Product: musculin
Exons: 2
Coding region: 155-556 (133 amino acids)
Biological process (GO): skeletal muscle tissue development; regulation of transcription by RNA polymerase II
Molecular function (GO): DNA-binding transcription factor activity, RNA polymerase II-specific; RNA polymerase II transcription regulatory region sequence-specific DNA binding; protein dimerization activity
Source: RefSeq, a predicted model, not a curated record